CCGCCCCACUUCCGCCCCGAGGGAGGUCGCCCGCGUGACGCCAUCGCGGCGCGUCGUCUUCGCAUUCGGCCCCGCCCGGAGCAGCCAUGAGCGCGGCCGGCGGCGGAUCCAGGCCGGGCCGGGCGCCCGCCCAGCGCCGCCCGCCCGCCCCGCCGCUCUUCGAGGACACCAGCCGCGCCGCCGCCCCCGCGCCCGUCUCCAGCCUGGCCGCCGCCUACGGCAGCUCCCUGGCCAGCCAGGGCAAGGCGCUCGUCGACCGCAACAUCGAGCGCCUGGUGCCGGUGGGCCGGCUGAAGUACUACUUCGCGGUGGACAGCCUUUACGUGGGCAGGAAGCUGGGCCGCCUCCUCUUCCCCUUCCUGCACCAGGACUGGCAGGUGCAGUACCAGCAGGACAGGCCCGUGGCCCCCCGCUUGGACGUCAACGCCCCGGACCUCUACAUUCCAGUCAUGGCAUUCAUCACCUACAUCCUGGUGGCAGGGCUGGCUCUGGGGACGCAGAACAGAUUCUCCCCUGACCUGCUGGGCCUGCAGGCCAGCUCGGCCUUGGCUUGGCUGAUUGUGGAAGUCUUGGCCAUUCUGCUGGGUCUCUACCUUGUGACAGUCAACACCGAUUUGACCACAAUCGAUUUGGUUGCCUUCUCAGGGUACAAAUACGUUGGGAUGAUUGUGGGCCUUGUGGCUGGGUUGCUUUUUGGGAAGACGGGCUACUUCCUGCUGCUGAGCUGGUGCUGCCUCUCCAUCUUCGUCUUCAUGAUCCGGACACUGCGCCUGAAAAUCCUGUCUGAGGCAGCUGCAGAAGGGGUGUUGGUACGGGGGGCUAAAAACCAGCUGCGCAUGUACCUGACAAUGGCUGUGGCUGGCCUACAGCCACUCUUCAUGUACUGGCUCACUUUCCACCUGGUCCGCUGAGGCUGGUGAAUUUCCAGCUGGGAGCCAGCCACCAGACUGCAACUCCAGACUUCUUUAGUGUGGGGGGGGGGCGUGCACAAGGCAGACUCUUCUGUCCCUCCCUUCCCAGCUGUUGAAGUCAGCAUUUGGCCUUUGGCUGGCUGUCUCCCACCCACCCCCUCCCGCAUGGACCUCUUAGUUUGCUGGAUGGCGGUGGUUUGGGGUGGGGGGUCCCGGUUGCCUCCUCGUGUCUGUUCAUGUCCUUAAUUGUUUGUGUGCCAGUGUUACUGGCGGGGGCAGAAUCUCCAGUACCACCUUUGUGUUAAAUUCCACAAGUUUGGGUGUUGUCUGGUAGGUAACUUCUGUACCAACAUCAAGCUAAUAAAGAGAAAACCUCCCAGGCUG
Molecule: messenger RNA, 1295 nt
Organism: Eublepharis macularius
Lineage: Eukaryota; Metazoa; Chordata; Lepidosauria; Squamata; Eublepharidae
Gene: YIF1B
Product: Yip1 interacting factor homolog B, membrane trafficking protein
Exons: 8
Coding region: 87-911 (274 amino acids)
Biological process (GO): endoplasmic reticulum to Golgi vesicle-mediated transport
Cellular component (GO): endoplasmic reticulum membrane; endoplasmic reticulum-Golgi intermediate compartment; Golgi membrane
Source: RefSeq, a predicted model, not a curated record